Molecule: messenger RNA, 9004 nt
Organism: Mytilus californianus (California mussel)
Lineage: Eukaryota; Metazoa; Mollusca; Bivalvia; Mytilida; Mytilidae
Product: serine/threonine-protein kinase D1-like
Exons: 21
Coding region: 251-2845 (864 amino acids)
Biological process (GO): protein phosphorylation
Molecular function (GO): protein serine/threonine kinase activity; ATP binding
Source: RefSeq, a predicted model, not a curated record
CGGUGUUCUUUUCCUUAAUGUUUUCUCUGCUGAAAUAUGAUUCAAGUUACACUUUGUCUUUUAAAUUAAUCAAUGAAAACAACAGAAAUUGACUAUUUCUUUUUAGACCAGGCUUUGGGUUUUGACGAAAUUUGAUCGGAAUAUCUUUACUGACCCAAUUUCACCCAACACCCGGAAGUCACCAAUGAGCAAGAUGACAUUUUGAUGAGGUGACAGCCAACAUUCAUGGGUGAGACCUUUCCACUUAAAUAUGGAGGACACAAAUAGUGGAAAGAAAUCUCUUAGCUUUCAGAUGCAGAUAGGUUUAACGAGAGAUCAAAUUAACGUAGAAGGAGAGCUCACAUUAGCAAGUCUAAAGGAAAUAGCAUGUUCUUUUGUGGACAGGAAGUUUCCUGAACACGGGUUUUACAGUUUGGUUGAUAAGAUUUUACUGUUUCGUCAUGACAAUACUAGUCCAAACAUACUAGUACAUAUUUCCAGUCCAACUGAUGUCAAAGAUGGAUGUCUUGUGGAAAUUGUUCUGUCAGAAGAUGCAUGCAUUUUAAGGCGUAAAAGUGGAAGGCAGAAAAAGAUUCGAUCAAGUAUUUGUACACAAACAACAAUGGAAGACUUACAGAUCAAGCCACAUCUACUGUUUGUACAUUCAUACAAAUCACCACAUUUCUGUGAUUUCUGUGGAGAGAUGUUGUGGGGACUUGUCAAACAAGGACUGAAGUGUGAAGGUUGUGGCUUGAAUUUCCAUAAACGUUGUGCCUUUAAGAUUCCAAAUAAUUGCUCAUAUGAUAGACAGCGGAGACCAUCAUCCAGUAGUAUCACAUAUCCCAACCCAGUGAGAGAGAAAUGUGAUUCCCUAGCAGUGGAAGGCACAGCACAGGUAGAAUCAGGAAUACCAUACGCACUUAUGGUCUCUGGCCAGCCAUCCUUGUCUUUGAGUUUAGGAGGAGAUGCACGCAGUAAUCGUUCCAAAUCUUGGAGUGGCCGACCAAUUUGGAUGGAAAGAGAGGUCUUAGGUCGAAUUAAAGUGCCUCAUACAUUUGUUGUGCACAAUUACACAAGACCAACAAUUUGUCAGUGGUGUAGAAAACUUUUAAAGGGCCUGUUUAGACAGGGAGUACAAUGUAAAGAUUGCAAGUUUAAUUGUCACAAGAAAUGUGCGCCACAAGUUCCAAAGGACUGUGCAGGGGAAUUACCAAAAGUGGGAUUAAGCCAAGAACAGAGUAUAACAUCUGAAAUGGAUGGCUCUGUUGAUACUAAUUAUACAGAUAUACAGGAGGAUGAAAUGCCUCUACAAGAAGAAGAUGAUGAGGACAAUACUCAACAGAAACCCCCUCUUAGUCCUACACAAAGCAGUAACAUUCCAUUAAUGAGAAUCUACCAAUCUGUCAAACACACCAAAAGAACGGGAUCAAAGGUUAUGAAAGCAGGGUGGAUGGUUCACUUUACUCAAAAUGAUCCAGUGAGGAAGAGAUACUAUUGGAGAUUGGAUUCAAAAUGCAUUACAUUAUUUCAAAAAGAAGACUCACCUAGAUACUACAAGGAGAUUCCAUUAUCACAUAUUGUAAACAUAGAACCAGCCAAAAUACGACCAAAUGCAGACCCAAACAAAGGACCACAUGUUUUUGAGAUGAGGGUCAAUUCCACAGUAUACUUCAUUGGUGAGGACCCGACUUUUGGAGGCAGAGAGGGGGAUAUUGUUGCAUCUCCUGAAAGUGGUGUUGGAUUAGAACAAGCCAAGUAUUGGGAACAUGCUAUCAGACAGGCACUGAUGCCAGUAACACCAACAUCCAGUGUUGUAGGAAAUACAUCAUCAGAGAAUGGUAUGAACAAGGAAGAAGAACAGGAUAUAAGUCAGCUAUAUCAGAUAUAUCCUGAUGAUGUAUUAGGCUCCGGACAGUUUGGUAUUGUAUAUGGAGGUAAACACAGGAAAACUGUUAGAGAAGUAGCUAUUAAAGUGAUAGAUAAAUUGAGAUUUCCUAACAAACAGGAAGCACAACUUAAAAACGAAGUGUCCAUUCUACAGAAUCUUCAUCAUCCAGGUGUAGUUAACUUAGAGAAAAUGUUUGAAACUCCAGAAAGAAUUUUUGUAGUAAUGGAAAAGCUACGUGGUGAUAUGUUAGAAAUGAUAUUAUCUAGUCCAAAAGGUCGUCUUAGUGAAAGAGUCACAAAAUUCCUCAUUUCACAAAUUUUAGUGGCACUCAAACAUUUACAUUCGAAAAAUAUAGUGCAUUGUGAUCUUAAGCCAGAAAAUGUUUUAUUAUCUUCAGAAACAGCAUUUCCACAGGUAAAACUAUGUGACUUUGGAUUUGCCAGAAUUAUAGGUGAAAAAUCAUUCAGAAUAUCAGUAGUAGGAACACCAGCAUAUCUUGCCCCUGAAGUUUUAAAAAGUAAAGGUUAUAACCGAUCUCUAGAUAUGUGGUCUGUAGGUGUUGUUAUAUAUGUAAGUUUAAGUGGAACAUUCCCUUUCAAUGAAGAUGAAGAGAUCAGUGACCAAAUACAGAAUGCAUCAUUUAUGUACCCACCCAAUCCAUGGAAGGAAAUUUCUCAGGAGGCAGAGAGAUUCCUUGGGAUCAUUUUUAUAACUAAUCAAAGAUCACGACCUUCUUGUAAAAAGGUCUUACAGCAUCCUUGGUUAAAACAGGACUAUCAAACAUGGUGUGAUCUAAGGAAGCUGGAAGAACAAGUUGGUCAUAGAUACAUUACACACGAAUCUGACGAUGAUCGCUGGGAACAGUUCCGUAAAGACAAAGCUCUGAAAUUAUGGCAGGAUAUAGGAAUGAAAGGUGUGAAUGAAACAUAUAAUCUUAGCAAAUCUCGAGGUGAACGUAACAGUACCAAUGCAUCAUGAUACAAUGUUGUUGUUUCUUUCAUGACAGUUGUCACAAAAAUUCUGAAAAAAAUACAUCUGUUUCCAAGGAGACAAAGUUUUUGUGGCUGCUGCUUUUCUCACAUGAUUAAGAUACAAAACUUUUAAUUAAUUAGUAAAUCCUGGUUGCAUUUCUAAUGGGGGUUUCAAAAUUAAUAAUCAAAAGAAGGAAAAUUUAUAAAGAUACUUAAUCAUGUGGGUGUUUUUUUAUCAAUAUUGUAGACUUAUUAUGCACAGAAUGUAAGAAAGACCUUUUCCUGCAACAUCUUAUACCACAUUAAGCUGUGUCUGUCUCAAUAGCUUCAUAUUAGUGUUGUAUAUUAUUCUCUUUAGCAAAGAAAAGUUAUGAAUGGCCUUAUACAAAAUGACUCCUUACCAAUAACUGUUAUUGUAAUGAUUUUUUUAUACGUUAACUAAUCAAUUCUAUCUUUUUUUCAUUCCUGUACUGAAAUAUGUGAUAAAUGGAAAUGAUAUUUGAUUAUUCAGAACAGCUGUUAUAGUACAUUAAACUUGACAUCCUGUUUUUACCUGCAACUUUUUGAUAACUAAGUUUUGUUGAGUUAUUUCCCUUAGAAUGAUUUUUUUUUCAUUUUAACUUUAUAAAAUAUUUAUAUUACUGUAAAUUCAGAAAUUAUUGCAAGGUUUUUUUAUUAAUGGGAAUAAUGCAACUAGGUGAGUAUCGCAAUAAUAAGAACUCACAUUCUUACAUCUGAUACAUAUAUCUGUGUGGAGAUUUUUUGGAAAUCGCAAUAAUUUAUCUCGCAUUUUUGUCCAAUCUCCAAAAAUCGCAAUAAUAAAUGUACACAAUGAUUUCUGAAUUUACAGUAUUUAUCACAUAGGUAUGCCUAGAAGGUAGCAUAAAUUUUUUUAUCCUUCAAAACUUGAGUUUUUUCUAUUACAUGUUUAGUUAUUCUGGUUUUCCAAAAAGUAUUAAAGUGAUCAUGACCAGCAAAUUUUUUAUGCAGAAUUACUCUGACCAAGAAAAUCUUCAUAAUUUUAACAAUUUACAGCAUUUUUAUAAUAGUAACUUGGUGACCAUUUAAGGAAAAGGUCUUAGGUAUUUGGCAUGCAUUUUAAUAUUGUUUAUUUAUUGUACUUUCACUAUGCUGGCCGUAACACUGUUGUGACGUACAUUUAUAGUUACUGUUAUAUUUUGUUAAAAACUGUAUAUGUAUUUUCAAAUUUUUAUCUCAGUAUUUAUCUGUUUGUAUGCAUAAUUUUUCUGCAUCACUCAAAAAAAUCAAAAAUCUUUUAUAAUGUUGUAUAUAUUUUAUAUAAUGAUAUAUGGUGUUGUUAAUAAGUGCAGAUUUUUAUCUUUUUGUUUUUCCAUUUUGAUGUAUUUGUUUAUUAUUGUUAAAUAAUCAUUUUUUGUACAUACAGCUUCUGGAGGAUAUAUAAUCGUCAUAAGUUUCAGGGGGAGAUAAUCCAUCAGGGCAAUUUUCAGGAUGAAAUUGUUUUAAUCACCAUAAGUGCUGUAAGCGAUCAGUUGUUAAUCUCUAAUUAUCACUGUAUAAAAGGAAGAUAGGGCAUUAAAACGGUUGAAUGCCUGCUAUAAUUCAGUCAAGUUUUGAAUAUUUAUAUUAUAUAUUUAUUAAAUACAAAUAUAGUAAGUUACAAAGUACUGUUAUAUCUGCUUAAUCUUCAUUAUGUAAAAAUACUUGAAGAAAUACUGUUUACAGAUGUUUUUGAUAUUCUAGUCACAAUUUGUAUGUCCAAGUUAAAGGAAAAUGUAAAUAUUUUUAAAGAUUCAUUUGGAAAAGAUUGGAUUAAUUAUAAAUUAUUAUAUCUUUGCAAAGCUUUAUUUUUAAUUUUUGGCUUAUAAUUUUUUUUUAGUUUGAAAAUCCCCCUUAUUGAAAAAGAAUCAUAACUAAAAGUUUUAAAUGUUUUAUAGCUGUAACAAUUGGUUUUAAGCAUAAAAAUCAUCAAAGUUAGCCCACCGUAUAGAUUCAAAUACCAAAAAAAUCAAAUAGUCAUACUUAAUCUUUUCUAAUCGACAUUGUAACAUAAUUGGGUGUUCUCCCUGGGCCUUUUAAAGUUCAAGUUGAAGUAAUUCUUUGUCAUGAUAUUCAGUUGUUUAUUUGAUGUCUUUAAUUGUGCAACUUCAAAAUGUUAAUGAAAAAGCUGAAGCUUAUGUCUAAUUGUUGACAAAAAUUUUAUAUAUGGUGAUUAAUUGAAAAAAGAUAAAACAUAGUAACACCAAAUAUUUUUGAAGCUUAUAAACAUACUUAUAAUAUGACCAGAAAACUUUGUCUGAAUUACCUCAAAAAAUAUUUGUUUUUGAAAAAAAAACAUUUUAUAUAAGACUGCAUUUAGGUUUAUAAAAGAUAUUCUACCAUGACCAUACCUUUUAAGUGCCCCAUAGAUUUUUUUCAGGGAUGGGCCAUGCCCAGUCCUCUUGUAUCAUAAAUUGUUAAACAUUUCAGAUUCCCAUCCAUUAACCAUAUAUAGAUAUAUUCUUAUUUGCCAUGCCAAUAUCUUUACAUUACUAAAAUGUGUUUGUUAGGCCUUUUGUUUACAGGAACGACUUCUUUAGAUGAUGUGGAGACAUUAGUUUUAGUCCACUAUAACAGUUCAAGCUAGAUUCAAGGCUGUAUAACCGCUAAUAAACAACAGCUUCAUCAUUUAUUGCAGCAAGUUUGAUAAGUUUUGAGACACAUUUGAUUUUAGGGCCAUUUUCGCCUACUCCUUUAUACUGAUGGUUAUGGAUGAUCCAAUUGUGUACCUUCAACAAGUGCUUUUAGUAUGGAAAUGAGUAUAUGUACCUUAGCUGUUAUUGGAUAUUUUUAUACAUAUCUCUCUUAAAAUACAGUGCCAAAAAUAUAAUAUAACAUAUUCAGUCACUUCAACUUGACUUUUAGCAUCACAAUUAACCUACACAUUUUGACAGCUAACCACAGUACUUUUAUUCUGUGAUUGAAAACCAUGACACUGUUUAAGCCGUUUUAAAAUUUUCUGACCUUUUUUUAAAAGGGAAAACUUUAAAGCAAUGAAUAGAAUGAUAUAAAGUUCUAUAUGCCAAUUUAGACUAUUGUAGUAUCAUUGAUAUAAAAUUGUUCAAAUAUUUGCUGGUUUACUCAAAGUGCAAAUCUGUCUUAUAGUAUGGAGAUUAUUGGGUGAACAGGGAAAGAAGGGUGACUAUUUUGUGUAAAAAACACCUUUUAGUAAUUUAUGCAGAUUUUCUUUAUGUUGAAACAUUCUCUAUGUAUCCAUUAAAAAAAAUAAUAAUUUAGGCUAUACCUUCUGGGAGACUAGUUUUUUUAGUUUAAAGAAAUCAAAAGAUAUCACCUUUCAUUAUUAAAUACCUAUGAUACUUACAUGUGAUAGAUGCUCCCUGAGGCAUAUCAAAUACGAGGGUCAUUACCUUUUUAAAGCCUUUCAAAUGACAAACCCCAGGCAUUCUAGUCUUUGACACAUUUUUCAAAGGUCUCAAGUUGAAGUAGUAUAUUAAAAAUAAGAAUAUUUAUAUGAUGCUUUAUAACACACCAAUCAGUACCCAUAAAGUAUAUGAAAAUCCUGGGGAGAACACUAUAAAACUACUAAGUAUAUCCCAUUGUUAUUAAUCAUCAUGAAUUGCAUAGAAGUAUUAAUAGAUUCUAAGUUGAACCACCCUUUCACUAUAAUGACAACAUAGUUUGAAUAACUUUCAUGUAGAUUAGUUUAGAUUUUGCUGACGAUGAAACCUUUUUUUUUUUAAAUCAUCAUCAUGUGAUAGUGGCGUAGUGUUUUUUUAGACUUUGUUAAGUCACUACUAAAGAUGAAAAAAACAAAAUGGGAUGGGAAGGGUGAAAUGCAUUAGACAGUCUUAGUUUUGGUUAAGGAGAUGAGAUGGAUACUAGUUUAUCUUUAUAAAGACCUAGCAGUAUCUGUCAACAUAAACUUGGUCAUUAAAGCUAUGUUUUUUUGUCAUAUGGUUAUUUUUCAAAAUUUAAAGAAAUUAUAUAUACCAUAGGCCCACUCUUUAUAUCCCAAAAAUAAAAUCUUUAUGCAAAAAUUAAACUAAUUCAAUUUUAUAUAAACUACAGAUGACAUCUACUUGGUUUGAGAUUUUUAUGUGACCCUUUUGUUAUAAAAUAUUAAAAUAAACAUGUCUUGGUUAAUAACCUAAAUUAUCAUUGAAAGUUCCGACAAAUCAUUAUUAAUGUUAGUGUGCAAUACUGUUGUAUAACAGAGUUAUUCAUGACAUUCAGAAGGUAUAAAUAAAUCCCUCAUAUUAAAUAUGUAACUAAAAUCAUAUACAUUCUAAUGUUAAAUUGUUAUAUUAACAUUUGAACUUAUAUUUUUCUUGAGUUUCUAGAAAUUAUUUAUUAAAAUAUUUUUAACAAUUUUUAAAAUAAUAUAUAUUUGAUAUGUUUAAAAAAAAAUCUCAUUAAGAUUUUUUUACCAGGUGGCAGGAUAUUUUGCCAAUAUUUAUGACUCGGUAAACCAUAAAUAGUUUAAUAUUUUCAGCUGGAUAGAAGAAAUACAAUUUCAAUUGUUUACUGAUUGUCCUUACUUAAAAAAUAUCAGUCAGUUAUUUAUUGCAACUUAAUAUGUCCUAUGUUUAUAAGCAUUCUAUUUUUAGCUCACCUUUCUGAAGGAAAUGUGAGCUUUAGCCAUCACUUUGCGUCCGUUGUUGUCGUCCGUCCGGUGUAAACUAUUUCAAACAUCUCCUCUGAAACUACUAAACCAAUUCCAACCAAACUUAAGCUGAAUGAUCCUUAGGGUAUCUAGAAUAAAGUUUGUGAUUUAUUAUCUGUUUUGUCAAAAAACAUGGCCACCAUGGCUAAAAAUAGAACAUAGGGGGUAAAAUGCAGUUUUUGGCUUAUAUCUCAAAAACUAAAGCAUUUAGAGUAAAUCUGACCAGGGGUUAAAAGUGUUCAUUAGGUCAAUCAGCUCUGAAAUUUUCAGAUGAAUCUAACAACCCAUUGUUGGGUUGCUGCCUUUAAAUUGGUAAUUUUAAGGAAAUUUUGCAGUUUUUGGUUAUUAUCUUGAAUAUUAUUAUAGACAAAGAAAAACUGUAAACAGCAAAAAUGUUCAGCAAAGUAAGAUCGACAAACAAGUUUUAUAUGACCAAAAUUGUCAAUUGACCCCUUAAGGAGUUAUUGUCCUUUAAGGACAAUUUUACACAAUUUGUUUAUCAUGUUUUCUAACUUUAAAAAAUCUUUUCCUCUGAAACUACUAAACCAAAUUAAACCAAACUUAAGCUGAAUGAUUCUUAGGUUAUCUAGAAUAAAGUUUGUGUUUUAUUUUCUGUUUCCUCAGAAAACAUGGCCACCAUGGCUAAAAAUAGAACAUUGGGUAAAAUGCAGUUUUUGAUUUGUAUCUCAAAACUAAAGCAUUUAGAGUAAAUCAGACAAGAAGUUAAAGUAUUCAUUAGGUUAAGGUCUACCUGCCCUGAAAUUAUCAGCCAAAUCGGGUAUCUGAUUUUUAGGUUAUUGCCCCUGAAUUGAUGAUUUUAAGGAAAUUUUGCAGUUUUUGGUUAUUAUCUUGAAUAUUAUUAUAGAUAAAGAUAAACUGUAAACAGCAAAAAUGUUCAGCAAAGUAAGAUCUACAAAUAAGUUUUAUAUGACCAAAAAUUGUCAACUGACCCCUUAAGGAGUUAUUGUCCUUUAAAGACAAUUUUUCACAAUUUGUUCAUCUAGUUUGCUUAAUUUAAAAAAUCUUCUGCUUUGAAACUACUGAAUCAAUUUCAGCCAAUGUUGGGCUGAAUGAGUUUCAGAGUAUCUUGUAUAAAUUUUUUAUUUAAUUUCCUUGUACCGUACGUCAAGAAACGUAGCCACUAUGGCUAAAAUGGAACAUAGGGAUAAAAUGCAUUUCUUUGAUUUUGAAGAAAAUAUGACAGAUACAAAGAACAUUUAAAUGGCAUUUUUAAGCCACUCAUUAAUAUAUAUUGAAAAGCAAAAAUAAUCAUUGAUGAAAGAUUUAAGCAAAAAAAUACAGGUGAGCGAUUCAGGCUCUUGAGAGCCUCUUGUUAAAAGUGAGUAAGUUGCAGAACCAAUACCAUUUCAUUAUCUCAACUUCAUCUGAUGAAUGAGGAAGUGCUCUAAGUUUGUUGUAUAAUUUGUUAGUCUUCCUCUUCUUUUACCAUGUUAUGCAAUAGAUAUAUAAAAUAUGUCAAAUUAAAAAUAUUUGUUUCUAAUAAACCUGAUUAUUCAUGUAAAA